AGAGAGGGGGGGGCGUCUUCAUUUGUUUUGGCUGCAGUUGGAAACUGAGGAGUGUAAACACUGCAAAGUGUACUGCUGGCUGUGUGAUCUCAAGAGUGGAUCUGCCGAGCUGACAACCCCUCUGAAGGGCGGGAAGCCUCCUUCAGCGGCGGUGCGACGAUGACCGAGUUGGUCGCCAAGUGGGCUUGUGAAUACUGCACAUACGAGAACUGGCCGUCAGCCAUCAAGUGCACCAUGUGCCGUGCUCAGAGGCCCAGCGGGAGUGCCAUCAUUACCGAGGAGCCCUUCAAGAGCAGCCCUGCUCUGGAUGCCAGUCUGCACCAGUGGGACCCUGCUGGCCUCAGCAACAGCCCAACCCAGGGGGGCUCCAGCUUACUUAUUUGUCCAGACUCCAGUGCCCGACCCCGUGUACGCAUUGCUGAUGUACCGGAGACUAGCAGCAAGUGGUCGUGCCACAUGUGCACCUACUUGAACUGGCCUCGGGCAAUCCGUUGCACCCAGUGCCUUUGCCAGAGGCAACAAGCUCAGCAACAACAGCAUGGGCAACAUGCAACACAUCAUGGACAUCAUACCCGGCAGCCACGCAGCCCCACAGAAUCCCCCCAGACCUCGGGCUCUGGAUGCCGCCCUGCUCCCCUGGCCACCACUACAGACCCCUGUGAGGAAUACAAUGACCGUAACAGGCUCAACACUCAUGUAAAGCGCUGGACCUGCACUGCCUGCACUUACGAGAACUGGGCCAAGGCACUCAAGUGUGUGGUGUGUGACCACCCUUGGCCAAAUAGUCUGCUCGCUGAACCCAUCGAGCUGGCGUCAGAGUCCGAGAGCCAACAACCUUCCUCAAAACGCAUCGAGCAGGACAGGGACAACAGGAGAGGCGUGGUUGGGCACGUGCUUGGGCAAGGAGUCGGGGGUGUGGUAAGUGGGGUGGUGGGUUGUAGCAGCAGCCAAAGGAGGUCCCCCCCGACCUCAAAACGGGAGUCGGAGGUAAACAUGGACUUUCAGAGGAUUGAACUGGCAUCGGGGGCCGGGAUUGGGAGCAAAGAGGAGCUGGAGGUGGACUUCAAAAAACUGAAGCAGAUUAAGAACCGGAUGAGAAGAACUGAUUGGCUGUUCCUCAAUGCCUGUGUUGGUGUUGUGGAAGGUGACCUGGCAGCCGUGGAGGCCUACAAGUCAUCGGGAGGUGACAUCGCACGCCAGCUAACGUCAGACGAGGUGCGUCUAUUAAACCGUCCCUCGGCAUUUGAUGACGGCUUCACGCUGGUCCACCUCGCCAUCCGCUUCCAGAGGCAGGACAUGCUGGCGGUGUUGCUCACGGAGGUGUCCCAACAGGCAGCCAAGUGUAUUCCCGCCAUGGUGUGUCCGGAGCUAACGGAGCAGAUCCGUCGUGAGGUGGCAGCCUCACUUCACCAGCGUAAGGGCGACUUCACCUGCUAUUUCCUCACCGACUUGGUGACCUUCACCCUGCCUGCAGACAUUGAGGACUUGCCCCCAGCUGUUCAGGAGAAGCUGUUUGAUGAGGUGCUGGACCGAGAUGUACAAAAAGAACUCGAAGAGGAGUCGCCCAUCAUCAACUGGUCCCUGGAGCUCGGGACCCGGUUGGACAGUCGGUUGUACGCCCUGUGGAACCGCACUGCCGGGGACUGUCUCCUGGACUCCGUGCUGCAGGCUACAUGGGGCAUCUAUGACAAGGACUCGGUGCUCCGCAAGACCCUCCACGACAGCCUGCACGACUGUUCUCACUGGUUUUACACCCGCUGGAAGGAGUGGGAGUCGUGGUAUUCCCAGAGCUUUGGCCUGCACUUUUCCCUUCGGGAGGAACAGUGGCAGGAGGACUGGGCUUUCAUCCUGUCCCUGGCUAGUCAGCCAGGAUCCAGCUUGGAGCAGACCCACAUCUUCGUUCUUGCACACAUUCUUCGCAGGCCUAUUAUCGUCUAUGGAGUGAAGUAUUACAAAAGUUUCCGUGGUGAAACGCUCGGCUACACCCGUUUUCAAGGUGUGUACUUGCCCCUUUUGUGGGAGCAGAGUUUCUGCUGGAAGAGCCCCAUCGCGCUGGGCUACACGCGGGGCCACUUUUCAGCACUGGUGGCCAUGGAGAACGAUGGCUUCGACAAUCGCGGCGCGGGCGCCAACCUCAACACAGACGACGAUGUGACCGUCACGUUCCUGCCGUUGGUCGACAGCGAGAGGAAGCUGCUUCACAUUCACUUCCUCUCAGCGCAGGAAAUGGGUAAUGAAGAGCAACAGGAGAAGCUGCUGCGGGAGUGGUUGGACUGCUGUGUGACGGAGGGCGGGGUUCUGGUGGCUCUUCAGAAAAGCUCCCGCCGCCGCAACCACCCGCUCGUGACCCAGAUGGUGGAGAAGUGGCUAGACGGCUACCGGCAGAUUUGCCCCUGUGCCUCUUUGUCUGACGGCGAAGAGGAGGAAGACGACGAUGACGAAUGACAGAACUGAAGCGCGGGGAGGGGAGUUUUUAUUUUAUUUUUUUUCCUUUCCUUACACGGACAAACUGUGAAAGCCUUCAGGAGAAGACAGGGAACCACGAGCCCCCGCCCCCAACCUCUAACAGGAGACACUGCUACUCUUCUAGCACACGCAGGCAACGCUUAAAACACAUCGAACACUUAACUCGGACAAAGAGGAGACUGAACAACUCAACUGCUGCCAAACACAGAUUUGGGGAGAGGAUAACUGUUUACAAAUGCAAAUAACCUUUGGAUUUGUUUUGAUUUUCAAAUGUUAAGGAAAAAAGGAUUCUUUAUCCAUAGAUGUAAAUGCAUGUGGUUGUUUUAAAAAGAGUAUAAGGAAAUAUACCAGCAUUGAUUCAAAUCAACACUUUAUAUCCGUUCAGUGUGGGCACUGACAAAAGCACACUUCCAAAUUGAACUUUUUGAUGUUUUAAGAGUUGGCUUGUUUAGCUAUUUGUUUUUGAAUGGGCUGGGACGAAGCCAAUAAAUAUCAUUAUCUUUAGAAAACCAGAGAUUGUGUAAUACUAAAUGACUUAAAUCCUUAUUACUAAGCAUUGCACAUUUAUUAAAACAUUUAUAUAUAAAUACAGUAUCAUUGCUUAUAUUAAGGUCUUAUAUGAAGCUCUUGAAAAGGGAGAUUUUCCCUUCACAAGUCAAAUCUACACUCAUUAAGUUUCAGCGCACAAACAUUCAUGUUGGAUCUUUUGGUUUACCGUUUUUUCAGACUGAUUGAACUGAGAACUUGUGUGUGCGUGUUCUUUUUUUUCUUCUCUGAACUUACUCGACAUAUUUAUUAUUUGGAAACUUAUAUGAGCUAAUAAGAGCUUUCUUCUGUAUGUGUUUUUAUUUUUCUUCUUUUUGUGGUUUUGUUAAUUAUUUUCUCAAACUUGAUGAAGACUCGUUGCACAGAAACACUUGCUGUGAAGAAAGAACCAAUCAGGACCAUCAGUGAGAAGUUUACUUGCAUUGUUGCAUGUGAUUUAGUACCUCAUCUGGAUGCCUGAAAUCUGGUGCUUUUUUUUUUUGGGCAGGCGGGUUUGAGACAUGAACCCCCACGUCCCACUUGUCUCAUCGUUGUCUCCUAUUUCGUCUUUGUCCCUUUUUUCCCCCCACAUAGCAUUUGUUGUCGAGCUCACCCUCAUGGUACAUGUCAGUCCUCCUCUGUAAUUCAUGUUUGUUGUCAGUGUGUGAACCCAUCUUUAUGGUUUUGAUUAAGGUCGUUGUGAGACUGCAACAUAUGAAACCAAAGCUGACAGGAAAAAAAACACUUUUUUGCUGUGAAUGUUUUGCUUUUUGUCUUUCUUGCCAUUGCGUUCUGUAACUUCUUUUGUGUUUCAUUCAAGUCAUACACGUUUUGAGCAUCACUUGUAUGUUGCUUUGUAUUUAUGCAAUAGUUGCAGUUGUGACUGUUGGUUUGCGGAUUUAGGCCUGACUAUACAGAGUGUAACGCAAUGAACGGGCAAAAUAAGGAAAAAAAAAUAAAGGAAACUCUUUUUGAAUGUCCAACUAA
This is a messenger RNA of Anarrhichthys ocellatus (wolf-eel), 3978 nucleotides long. RefSeq names its product zinc finger, RAN-binding domain containing 1b (gene zranb1b). The transcript is spliced from 10 exons. Lineage: Eukaryota; Metazoa; Chordata; Actinopteri; Perciformes; Anarhichadidae. The record is from RefSeq and is a predicted model, not a curated record. Bases 160 to 2445 code for a protein of 761 amino acids. Gene Ontology annotation, molecular function: cysteine-type deubiquitinase activity; K63-linked polyubiquitin modification-dependent protein binding. Gene Ontology annotation, cellular component: nucleus; cytoplasm. Gene Ontology annotation, biological process: cell migration; protein deubiquitination involved in ubiquitin-dependent protein catabolic process; cytoskeleton organization.